AUGACUUCCACAGUGACUUCUGUUACAACUGCUCCUCCUGGUUACUCCCGGUCUCGGUUUCUGGACGAUAUCAAAAAGACAGCAAAGGCCAUCAAUGCCUCUUACUCCGAGUCCUCAGUUGCUAUUGUCUUAGAUACCUUCCAGGAUUUCUUCCUCGACGAAGUCAUCAUUUUCCGUACAACAGAUCGGCCCAGAGAUGCCCUGAAUUAUCGGUUGUUCAUUGAUAAAAAUGCGGACACUAUUUCCAUGGCAAAAAAAGCCAAUCUUCUGGACUCCAAUCAUACAAUGAUAGUCCCUCUUGAAAUAUGGUGUGCUGUUUAUGGAAGUGAGCACCAACAAUGGUGCGAUUUCGACGCAAAUGCGGGACUGGCGAAAACCUGGCUACAUUUCAUGACUCCUCGACCUGUCGCUGAGCUCCUAAUGGUGCCAGGAAUAUCAUUUAGUCUAAGAUCGCAUCUGCCGACUUUUCAGAAUCUCAACCUCAACAUGGUAUGGUUUGUGUCUGUUGAUUACCAUAAGAGCACUUUAAAUAUUUACUUUAUGGUUCCGGGGGCCUUAUUCAGAGAGCACGCCACUCGAUUGACAGGCCUCGCCGCUUCUUCGCCCCUAAGUGAGGCUGAAUUCGAAGAUAUGCAGAAAUAUAUGAAUCCACACGGAUAUCUGUUUACUGUUACCUUGCGGUAUCCUGAGGCCACAAUUCCUCGAGUUGCAUUUUAUGCACUGAAUCUGGUUCCCGACCAGGUCAAAAUCGAUGAUGGUCCACUGAGAGAGUUUUUGGAUGUUUGCCCAAGUUAUGAUGCUCGCCCGGCAGCAGCGCUAGCAUGGUCAUUUGGACCAGGCGGCGACCGGUAUAAAAAGCUUGAGCUUGGUUAUGCCAAUGGAUUUGGGGAAUUGAUGAGAGUCACAGCUGGGAGAGCCGCAGAGUGCUUUACUUAG
Molecule: messenger RNA, 936 nt
Organism: Penicillium nucicola
Lineage: Eukaryota; Fungi; Ascomycota; Eurotiomycetes; Eurotiales; Aspergillaceae
Product: secondary metabolism biosynthetic enzyme
Exons: 1
Coding region: 1-936 (311 amino acids)
Molecular function (GO): transferase activity
Source: RefSeq, a predicted model, not a curated record